UGAGCUCCGGGGACGUGGGCAGGGCAGACACGCUACGAGAAGGGGAGUCAGGAAGGGGCCCUCCACUGAGCUUGCUUUAUGUGGUCACAGUGCAACCUCUCUCUCUCUUUCCAUUCUGGCCCAGGGCCCUGCAGCUUGCGGGAGCAGGAGCAGCAAAUCACCUACCAGGGCUGUGAGGUGAAUGUGACCCUGACUCACUGCGAGGGCUUCUGUUCCUCCUCGGCCAGCUUCAACACUGACACCCAGCAAGUGGACACCCAGUGCAGCUGCUGUCACCCGACUGGCACCUAUGAGAAACAGCUCCUGUUGCCUUGCCCAGACCCCAGUGCCCCAGGCCAGCAGCUCACACUCACCCUGCAACUGUUCAGCGGCUGUGCGUGCGGCCCAUGGCAGUGCAGAGACUAGAAAGGACCUGCCUGUCCAUGGAGGUGAGGGGUCAUAGAUUAAAAAAA
Messenger RNA from Perognathus longimembris pacificus (Pacific pocket mouse), 452 nucleotides. Its product is annotated as mucin-6-like. The coding region runs from base 79 to 405 and encodes 108 amino acids. NCBI's taxonomy places the organism in Eukaryota, Metazoa, Chordata, Mammalia, Rodentia, Heteromyidae. The transcript is spliced from 2 exons. The record is from RefSeq and is a predicted model, not a curated record.